AUGGAUGGAAUUUCAAGGAAGCUGAACAGUACAAUGGGAGCCAAUGGUGUGGGUGCCCCCAGUGGCAAGCAUGAAGGAAAGGAAAGAAGCAGCAAGAGAAUGCCAUACACGAAGCCUCCAUUUACCCUUGGCGAAAUCAAGAAGGCCAUCCCUCCCCAUUGCUUCGAACGAUCCCUUCUCCGCUCGUUCUCCUAUGUGGUUUAUGACCUGUCCAUAAGCUUUCUCCUCUUCCACAUCGCCAUCACAUACUUCCACCUCCUACCAUCCCCCCUUGCCUACAUUGCGUGGCCCAUCUACUGGAUUUUCCAAGGCUGUAUUCUCACCGGUGUUUGGGUCAUUGCUCAUGAAUGCGGUCACCAUGCCUUCAGUGAUUACCAAUGGGUUGAUGACACAGUUGGCUCUAUCCUCCACUCUGCACUUUUAGUCCCAUACUUUUCCUGGAAAUACAGCCACCGCCGCCAUCACUCGAACACAGGGUCCCUUGAGCGUGACGAAGUGUUCGUCCCGAAGCCCAAGUCCCGAGUCGCAUGGUAUUCCAAGUACCUAAACAACCCACCAGGUCGAGCUUUAGGUCUUGCUGUCACGCUUCUGCUUGGCUGGCCCUUAUACCUAGCCUUCAACGUUUCAGGCCGACCCUAUGAUCGCUUUGCCUGUCACUUUGAUCCCUAUGGCCCCAUCUAUUCUGAUCGUGAAAGACUUCAGAUUUACCUUUCUGAUCUGGGCAUUUUUGCUGCAACUAUUGUGCUCUAUAUCAUUGCUGCAUCACAAGGGCUGGUAUUCCUGAUAUGCAUUUAUGGGGUGCCAUUAUUUAUUGUUAAUGCUUUCCUUGUCACCAUCACAUACUUGCAGCACACUCACCCUGCAUUGCCUCAUUACGAUUCCUCGGAAUGGGAGUGGCUUAGAGGAGCUUUGUCAACCAUGGAUAGAGACUAUGGGGUCCUGAACAAGGUCUUCCAUAACAUUACAGACACACAUGUAACUCACCACCUCUUCUCUACAAUGCCACAUUAUCAUGCAAUGGAAGCUACUAAAGCAAUCAAGCCAAUACUGGGUGAGUUCUAUCAGUUUGAUGGUACUCCAAUUUACAAGGCCAUAUGGAGGGAGACGAAAGAGUGCCUGUAUGUUGAUCCAGACGAGGGAGGUCCUGAAAAAGGCGUGUUCUGGUACCGGAACAAGUUCUGA
Dovyalis caffra is the source of this 1182-nucleotide messenger RNA. The record is from the annotation of a GenBank genome assembly. Lineage: Eukaryota; Viridiplantae; Streptophyta; Magnoliopsida; Malpighiales; Salicaceae.